GGCGCCGGGCGGGGCGGCGCGCGCCUGUCAGCGCUGUGGAGUCGCUGCUUCCGAGGCCGCGCCUCCUCGCCCCGGCGGGGGCCCGGCGCCAUGUCGGGGAAGCGGAAGCGCGUGGUGCUGACCAUCAAGGACAAGCUGGACAUCAUCCGGAAGCUGGAGGACGGGGCCUCGCCCAAGCGGCUGGCCGCGGUGUACGGCAUCGGCGAGACCACGGUCCGCGACAUCCGGAAGAACAAGGAGAAGAUCAUCAGCUACGCCAGCAGCUCCGACUCCACCAGCCUGCUGGCCAAGCGGAAGUCCAUGAAGCCGUCCAUGUACGAGGAGCUGGACCGCGCCAUGCUCGAGUGGUUCAACCAGCAGCGGGCCCGGGGCCACCCCGUGUCCGGGCCCAUCUGUGCCAAAAGGGCCGAGUUCUUCUUCUACGCCCUGGGCAUGGACGGCGACUUCAACCCCUCCGCCGGGUGGCUCACCCGCUUUAAGCAGCGGCACAGCAUCCGGGAGAUCAACAUCAGAAACGAGAGGCCGAACGGAGACGAGGCCGCCGUGGAGGACUUCUGUAACAGCUUCCGAGACUUUGUCGAGCGAGAGAAUCUGCAGCCCGAACAGAUCUACAACGCGGACGAGACCGGGCUGUUCUGGAAGUGUCUCCCUGCCAGGACUUCCGGCAUCAGAGGGAAAGGCUCCGUCCCCGGGCACAAGUCCUCGGAAGAAAGAAUCACUGUCAUGUGUUGUGCCAACGCAACAGGUCUGCACAAACUGAAGCUGUGUGUGGUGGGCAGAGCCAAGAAGCCUCGCUCUUUCAAGGCAACCGAUACCGUGAACCUGCCCGUCUCCUAUUUCAGCCGGAGAGGUGCAUGGAUGGACCUUUCCAUUUUCCGACAGUGGUUCGAUAAGAUCUUUGUGCCACAGGUUCGAGAGCACUUAAGAUCCAAAGGCUUGCAGGAAAAGGCUGUGCUGCUGCUGGGUAAUUCGCCAACGCACCCAAAUGAAAACGUUCUGCGGUCAGAGGAUGGCCAGAUCUUUGCCAAGUAUUUACCACCCAAUGUGGCUCCACUGAUUCAGCCCCUGGACCAGGGGGUCAUAGCAGCGACCAAGAGGAACUAUCGGGCAGGCCUUCUGCAGAACAAUCUGGAAGAAGGCAAUGACCUGAAAUCAUUCUGGAAGAGGUUAACUCUGCUGGACGCACUUUAUGAAGUAGCCAUGGCGUGGAACUUGGUGAAGCCGGUUACCAUUAGCAGAGCUUGGAAGCAGAUUCUCCCCACCAUAGAGGAGAAAGAAGGGUUGGUCUUUGAUGAAGAAGAUAUUUCUGUGGCUACUGUGGCCACCCUUUUACAGCAUACCAGAGGACUGGAAAGCCCCACCACUGAGAACAUUGAAAGAUGGCUUGAAGUGGACAGUACUGAGCCAGGUUACGAGGUGUUAACCGACACUGAAAUCAUCAAGAGAGCCCAAGGCCAGACAGAUGAGUCCAGUGAAAAUGAGGAGGAGGACACAGAACUGGUUCCAGAGAAGCAUAUAGAUCAUGCAGCUGCCCUCCAGUGGACUGAGAAUCUAUUAGAUUACCUAGAACAACAAGGCGACAUGAUUCUACCCGAUAGGCUGGUCAUCCGUAAACUCCGAGCCACCAUCAGAAAUAAACAGAAGAUGACAAACUCAAGUCAGUAAUGACAUUGCAGUUUCAUCAUUGUUCCGUAAAUGGUAUUUGUGAUCAUCACUAAACACUGUGCUUUUUUUUCUUUGUGUUGUGAGUUUUUACAACAGUCCUGUGAAAUGUAUCUGAAAUAGUUUGAGAAUUAUGUGUUUCAUAAUGUGUUUAGCCCUUUAUUUGUAUACAUGGUCAGGAGCUAAUUGGUAUAGGUGUAAAUUACAUGUCUGUGUCUGUUCAUUUUUGUAAAUCAGCAGUCAUCAUUCUGUCAGAGUAACAUUCCCCAGACUCUCUAGCAGAAGUUAGGGAUAGCAGGGUGCUGGUGGCUCUCUGCUGUUGGAAUCAUAGCUACUCAGGGGGCUGCCAUCUAGGAAGAUGGCAGUUUGAAGCCAGCCAGGACAGAAAAAUCCAAGAGAUUAUAUUUCUAAACCUGUAGACAAACUGGACUGGGAGUGUUGUUUAAUUGGCAGAGUGAGAUAGGAGCAGAAAAACCUGGGUUCAAGCCCAGUGUAUUAGCACCAAAAAAAAAGAAAAACAAAUGAAAAAACACAAAAAAACAGUGAGCAGAUUGAGCACUUUCCUGAAGUCUUUUGCUUGAAUUGUGAAAGCUGCUAUAGCAAUCUUUUCUUGUGCUAAUCGUGUUAAAUGAUUGUGUCUAUAGGCUGACAAGAUUGGAAAGCUAUAUAUUGUUAGAUUUUUAAAUGACCAUAAUAAUUAAAAUGAAGUUAUAAUCUAUGAAUUGUUAAAUAAUUUUAGAAAUCAUACUUCCAUUUCUUACUUUUGUGUGGAUGGCAAGGAGUGGAGAUAAUUCUGGGAAUGAAAUAAAUAUAUCAAAUUUAAUUAAAGGAAUGGAGACUAUUGGAAAGCUGGUAUGUAAUAGGUAUUCUAUUAAUAUGUAGAAGACAGUUAUUCCACAAACUUAAGUUUAUUUAUAUUGGUUGAAUGUAUAGGUUUGUUUUAAUUUGGCCUCAUUUUAUGAUAAAUUUGAUAACAGUAUAGGAUUAUUCAUCCAAUGAUAGCAUAGGUUCUGUAAUGUUACAUGUAAAGAUACCAACUCCCUCUUAUAUUUGGGAACAUCUUGGGACUUUGAAAGGUACUAUGUUUUUGUUUAUUUACUGAACAUUUGGAUACUUGAUCUAUAAUUUGAAACAUUUUGUCAUACCUAGCCAUUUUACUUGAAAUGAAAAGGAGAAACAAAUAAGUUUUUUAUUAUUUUAAAUAAAUCCUGUGUUUGUGUCCCUACUGCCAAGUGCCAGAGAGAAGAAAAUUGCAUUGUUUAUUGCUCUGACACUUCUAAAAGGGAUCGUUCUUCUCAUCUGAGCUAGAGUUUUGAUAAAUUUUCUUAAACUUUUGCUAUUCAAGACACUGAAAAUAUUUUGCAAAUGUUAAAAUUAACAAUUUAUAAUUUAAAACCUAAAUAGUUCCAUGUUAUGUUUGGGUCCAGCAUUAAAAAAAUAUAGAUUUGUUCUUAGUCAUUUUUGAAAGAUUUAAUUUUUCAUUGAAAUACUUAACAUUUUAUAGUGGUUUUCUUAGAAUUCUGAAGCUUUAAAGUUUUUAAACUUUCUAUAGUUUCUCUUAACUAACAUAUAUAUUCGCAUAUUCACACACAUAUAUAUCUAGAUUUUGACAGACUUAUUUAAAAUAGAAAUGUUUAAACUUUGUUCAUUGUAUAAAUUGUCUCAGUGUUCAAUAUGAAAAAUUACAUAUAUAUAUAUAUAUUGAAUCAGAUAGUUACAAAUUCUGUAUUAAGUAAAAUGUAUAUAACAUAAUUAAUAAAAUGAUUUUUCUAAUGAAA
Dipodomys spectabilis (banner-tailed kangaroo rat) is the source of this 3440-nucleotide messenger RNA. RefSeq names its product JRK like (gene Jrkl). The transcript is spliced from 2 exons. Gene Ontology annotation, molecular function: DNA binding. Gene Ontology annotation, cellular component: nucleus. Bases 91 to 1665 code for a protein of 524 amino acids. The record is from RefSeq and is a predicted model, not a curated record. NCBI's taxonomy places the organism in Eukaryota, Metazoa, Chordata, Mammalia, Rodentia, Heteromyidae.